AACGCCACGCCCCUCACCAUAGCAACGCAUGUAAACCGGGAAGUGGGUGCAAAGGGAGUUUGUCCUUCAUUCAGUGUGUGCGUGUUUUUGCCUUUUCUGUGUGUUUCUAAGCUAACGAUGGCCGCCAACGGUGAGCAAGCGGUGGGUUCUGGUGCUGAACAAGCUAAGAUCGCAACAGAACCGAUCAUGGUCACGGAAAACAAAGAUGCAGAAAUUCUCCCAGUGAGAGACCUUCCAUGUGCGAAUCCUGGGAACCCGAUCUUCUCAUGUAUGGAGAGAAUCAGAACACCAAAGGAAUUAGGAGAGUGGUACAGAGAAACCCCUGUGAAGCCCCAGAACCCCAUGUACAGAACGACUAAUGACACGUAUGGAGGCAGGGUGCCCACAGUCGAGGACAUGCCUCAGACUUUCCAUGCUAAGUCACAGAAAUUCUCUGAGCAUCUCGGAGUGUGUGGAAUGUACCGCAACCAUUCUCUCAACACUGCCUUGGACCAGAGUAAAGUCUGACGCUGUCAUUAUUUGUAAAUAGCAUUGGACAUAAGUAGCUGCUGCUGUCUUCUACCACCAGAUGCUGCACUCUCAGUGUACAGUCAUGUAUCUAAGGAACCAUCAUGUUAAGAUGUGUUAUGGUCGCCAUUAUUGCAAAAGUGCAAAUCUCGUUCAAGACACUUUGAGUGUACAUUUUUAAUUUUAAGUACAUGAUUUGGUCAGAUAAAAGGACAUCUUCCUGGCCAAUCACAAAUAAAAAGUCUAUGAAAUUGUUUAUCUUGAUUUCUAUGUAAGACAAUACUUUAUGAGUUCUAUAAAAUAAUCAGUAUUUAUUUACAUAAAGAUGCAUUUCUUGAUACCUUUGUUUAUUAAGCACUGGUUUGAUAGUAUAGUAUAGAUACCUGUGCUGCAAGUAAGUUGCUGGAAACCUGUAUCUACAGAGAUACCUAUCUGAGUGUUGCUCAAAGUUCCAACUGUGAAAAACGAUUGUCUUGCCCAUUAUGUAUCUUAGGUGUCAAUCUUCAUUAUCACAGUGAAUACAUGUACAUUAUGAAAUUAAAGUGUACCACACUGGGAAUGUCCUGGACAUGGUUUAUGUCAUUUGAUCUGUUC
Messenger RNA from Branchiostoma belcheri (Belcher's lancelet), 1101 nucleotides. RefSeq lists its product as uncharacterized. Gene Ontology annotation, biological process: axoneme assembly. Gene Ontology annotation, cellular component: axonemal microtubule. The transcript has 4 exons. Lineage: Eukaryota; Metazoa; Chordata; Leptocardii; Amphioxiformes; Branchiostomatidae. The record is from RefSeq and is a predicted model, not a curated record. The coding region runs from base 118 to 507 and encodes 129 amino acids.